Molecule: messenger RNA, 1249 nt
Organism: Astrephomene gubernaculifera
Lineage: Eukaryota; Viridiplantae; Chlorophyta; Chlorophyceae; Chlamydomonadales; Astrephomenaceae
Source: the annotation of a GenBank genome assembly
CGGAGCACGCCAAGCAGCUGGCGGCAACGGCGGCGGCCACAGCUGCAGCGGCGGCCACCGGAGGCAUCGCAGGUUCUUCGGCAGCCGACUUGGAUCUUGUGGCGCUCCACCAGCUGGCCACUGCCACCUCCAGGGCCGAGACCGCGGAGCUGCGGCUGCACACCCUGGAGCGCGACCAUGGUGUGCUGCAGGCCGACGUCGCCGCCCUCAAGCGCCAGCUGCAGCAGCAGCGCCAGGCGCGCGAGGCCGCAGAGGAGCGUGCCGCAGCCGCCAUGCAGCACAUGCACGCCUGCGAGCUGCGGUACAUGUCGCAGGUGGAGGAGCUGCAGCGGCAGCUGGCGGAGGCGCACCGCGAGCGCUGGAGGCACGACUUGGGCCUCGAGCCGCCACGCAAACGAGUGUCUUCGGGGCCGGUUCGGACAACGGCGACCACGGUGCAUGCACAGGCGUCGUUGCUCUCACAGCAGAAGCAGCAGGAGCAGGAGCAAGAACCCUCGCGGCCGAAGCCAUGCCUGGAUGCUGAGUUAGGUGGUGGCGGGAAAAGGAGUGGCGAAGCGUGGUUGAGCGGGGAGCUAAUCAGCGAGGUUGAGGGUGUGGAGGAAGCAGAGAGGCUGCUAAGAAGUGCGCAUCCGCCACCGGAAAGUGUGGUUGGGGGGUAUGAGCAGAGGGUUGGGAUAACGGAGGAGGCGGAGGGGCUGGAUCCUUUUGGCCCGGAUGCACGCUUCACAGUACAACACGUCGAGUCCUUGGUGGUGGGAGAAGAUACCAGUUUAGAAGUCCUGCCGGAAGUGGCGCGUCUCUUAGAGCUGCAGCGCCGCAUAUCAGGCCAGGCGUAAGUGGCACAUGUAGGUUCCUGCGUGUGUCCCGGGGAUUACCAACCUCACGCUUCGCCAUGUGGAUGUUUUUUGCGGUAAAAUGCAUGCUGCCAGGUGGUGUUUCUUUGCUGCGGGCAGUGCUGGUAGAUAGAGGGUUGUAUGGCUUGGGGGUUCUGCUAUGCGUUGCUGGGUGGAUGCUGGGUACUUGCGGGCUUGGUUGGGGCCCCCCAACUCCAUAUGUCAUAUGCCGCACAGCUUUCUUCCCUUGCUCAUGCAAUGCAGCUGGUCAGCGGAGAGAUAUGUUAUGCACUACGGGAGCUUUCAGCUGACCGAGUCGCACCGUGGUAUCAAAGGCGCAGGGUUACGGCGAAAAGACGAAAGGCACUUUAAGCUAUAUCCAUGUGCCUUCACAGUUUAUGUAAACUUGAAUUCUG